GAGUUGAUCCCCGGUUCCGUUUGUGGUCUGGUUAUCGCUGAACGGGCGGCAGCCCGGUGCGUGCAGCCUGAGGACACUGGCGGCUCUUCAGUCGCGGGGUUUCCAGCUCGCCUCACGCCGUGAUUCCCUUCGCCUGAGCUUGCCCGUGGCGCCCCUGCCCGUUUAAUGUCAAAACCGCCUCUGGCCUUUAGCUUGAGUCCCCAGCUUAAACUUGCAGAAACUACUUUAUUUACCCAAACGAAUAGCUCAAAGACUGAUAUACUAGGUCACCAGCCGGCUGUUCAGUGAAUCGCUAGAGGGGGCUCAAGAGUUUCCGCACAUUAGAAAAGGCUUUAAUCUAAUUUAAAUUACUGGAAGUGCAGCGAGGAAACCAAGAGGCGAGCAGAACACCCACACGUUUAUCUUACCCAGUGCAACCACACAGCUGCUUAAGAGGAAAAAAAAAAAAGCUCUGUUUGCAGUGUCACCACAGAAUAUACUGCCUAAAUGCAUUCUCUUGCCAUAAAUACAAGAAGUCUCAAACCCAGGCCUCUUUUCUCCUGUCAUCUACAUGAGUUUGGUGUGUACCAUUCCUCUCGUCAGAUCCGGAAAAGACAGCUAUGGAGGGAAUGAGCACUACAAUAACCUGCUCCUACGACAGAAGGAAGUACAUGUUUAACAGAAAGUACUGGUGCCAUGGAGGAUCUAGGUCAUCUUGUGAUGUUUUAGGCGACACAGAGAAUUUUGUUAAGAGUGAAUAUAAAGGAAGAUUGUUGCUCUUGGAUAACAGAAGAGGAUACUUUUUGGUCACGAUGCACCAGCUGGUAGAAGAAGAUUCAGGCAUGUAUUGGUGUGGAAUAGAAAGGCCAUAUGCAGAUAUAAUGACUGCAGUGAAACUCACUGUAACUGAAGAGCCUCUCUCCACACCCCUUAUUACUCUCACCAACCAUCCCAGUGAAUCCUGCCUAGGGAGAUCAGUGACUGUCAGAUGUCAUUCAGCCACUGGCUCUAAUGUUUACUACACAUGGUACAGAAAGAGCUUUCCGACCAAUAUCGUACUAGUGCACAGCAGCGACCUGGUGCUUCGCUGUGGAGACCUCCUGGAGAGUCAGAGCUAUUACUGCCAAGCUGCAACUCGCAGAGCAAACAAAUCCACCCAGGUGUUGAGAGCAGAGGUGCUGACCCCAGCAAAAGAGAACUGCACAUACCAGUUACAAUUAACAGAUGGUGAAUCAUACAACUGUGUAAGAACCACCCCAGUGUUUACAGUUGAGAUGCCUUCAACACCCUUCACAGGCUAUUCAACACCUUGCCCCAACUCCUCUAGCCACCCUGGCACAGAAGAUAGUUGGAUCCCAGUUCCAUGGGCUAUUCUGCGCUGGCUGUUCCUGCUUAUUCUAGUAGCAACUUUAAUUAUCAUUCAGAGCAACAGGACAUAGAAAAGUGACUUCAUUUCCAGAAUCUUUGAAGUGCCCCCCUCCAUCAUCCCACCAAGAGAAGGUCAGAGAGACUCGCAUGGUCUUUGGUGAAGUCUAAUUUCCAGGCCAUCACCAGCAAUGCGAUAUUGACUCCUCCCUGGCACAGGAAGGUGCAGUCAUCUGGACCUGUUAUCAGCAGAACAUCUGGACACCUCCAGCACACUGGGUCACCCAAGAGACCACACUUCUCUGUACACCAUUCAGCAUACAGGAAGCAAUGUCUUGAUAAACUCUGAAUACACAGACUGUUCUAGCAACAAAGACAAUAUGCAAAAUCCAGUUUCCAGUCACAUUUAUAACUCUCUCUUUUGCAUGUGAGCUGCACUCUAUGUUCUAAAAAUGCAUUUGACAGAUGCGGUGCACACAAAACAGGUUCAGUUAGCUUGUGCGUUCAUCACAUUAAUCUGAAACCUACAUAAGGUUCCUAGACAGAGAUAAUGCCCGGGGGUAUAUUUGGGGCCCAUCCUUCCCAACCAGGCUUCCCCAGAUCCAGGCCAGAGUACCUAGUCCUGCUCCACCAGACAUCACUGCUAGGAGACAGGGUCAAGGGACUCCAACUCCCUUAGCCUUUAAAAAAAAAAAAAUCCACUAUGCCAAACUACUCCACCUUACACAACUUCCUAGUGAAACUUCUCCAGCUGACAAGACCCAAACACCCAGAGUGAGUCUACAGUGGCAGAAAGGAGAAGACUUCAAACUGGGAACCAGAUAUGAGAGGAGAAAAACCCCCUAAACUUCCUAGACACUCAAAAGAUUCUGCACCAGUAGUGAAAAUCUCAGAUUGAGUGUCCCUGGACAGACAGCCAGCAAAGCAAAGCCUUUGGGGGAUUUCAGAGUUAGUUACAGACUCGCAAAAAACAAGCAAAAUGGCAGAAUUAUUGGAUUUUGGUCACAAAUCCAGUUCAGAGUACUUCUGCAGAACUCUUGCCUGGUUUUCUGAGUGGCAACAAACCUCUCUAUCCCCAAAAGAGACAUUUCUGUCAAAUUUAAAUUUUGUAAAAGCAAUCCUUCAUGUAACUGUAGAGCAACAGAAAUGUGUGAAAAUUCUAAGGGAAAACCACCAUUUUAAAACAAACACUGACCUGCAGAGUUUGAAACCCAAACAUGGCCACAUUAAGCCCCUGGCCUAGAAACUAACUGUAUGCCAGUGAAACUGAUGCCAUUGUCCAAGUAGAGAGAAAUGCAGAUCGCAAAUUAAGUGCAUAAGAAUGACAAACUGGAUUUUGAUAUUCUUUCCCUUCCAGUGAUCUAGGGUGCGUUAGUAACAGAGAGAGACACUAGUUUGCAACCUGAUUUUUAAAUUGACAUCUUCCGUUUGAGAGGCUGUAAGGGCAAAUCCCCUAAUCAAAUCAACUAGCAGCACAGCUACUUUCCCUCAAGCCAGCUCAUACCCUGCCAGAUUUCCACUCCAAGGGGCCCACAAGACCCAGAUCCAGGUUGGAAUUAAGUAUUUAAUAAUUACUCUAUUGCCUAGAGACCCCAAAAGAAGAUUGGAGCCUUUUGUGUUGGGUACUGUACAAGCACACAAUAGGAGAUGUGGUCACUGCACUGAACAACUUACAGUAUGAGAUAAGUGACAAGAUGGGAGGGAAAGGAUGCAAUUAAAUUCAUAUAGUUUGCAUAGA
Mauremys reevesii (Reeves's turtle) is the source of this 3082-nucleotide messenger RNA. Its product is annotated as triggering receptor expressed on myeloid cells 2-like. The coding region runs from base 600 to 1418 and encodes 272 amino acids. Lineage: Eukaryota; Metazoa; Chordata; Testudines; Geoemydidae. The record is from RefSeq and is a predicted model, not a curated record. The transcript has 7 exons.